AUGGAGACUCCACGUGCGAGGGAUAGCGUGUUCACAGCUCAGGACACUUUCUUGCGUCGGCAUGUGGGCCCGCGCCCUGAACAGAUUGAGCACAUCCUCAAAACGCUUGGCUACUCUUCUGUAGAUGAAUUCGUGUCUAAAACGGUACCGGAGGAAGUGCUUCUUUCAGAAUCCAGUUUUGACGAAAGCGCCAUGCCUGCUCUAUCAGAAUCUGAAUUAGCAAGGCGCGGUCGAGAACUUGCGAGUCAAAACCAGGUAUUUCGAUCGUACAUUGGCAUGGGGUAUUCAAACACUGAGGUUCCUCCUGUUAUUAUGCGCAACGUUCUUGAAAAUCCUGCGUGGUACACAAGCUACACGCCAUACCAAGCCGAGAUUUCCCAAGGCCGUUUAGAAUCCUUGCUCAACUAUCAAACACUCGUCAAGUCGCUCACAGGUCUCGAUAUUUCCAAUGCUUCUCUGCUAGAUGAGGGUACUGCUGCCGGCGAAGCGAUGAUUCUGGCACUAAACUGUGUUAAGGACAAGAAGCGCAAUGUUUUCCUCGUAGAUGAGAAUGUGCUACCACAGACACUGGCUGUGCUACAAGGACGAGCAAUGGGCUUUGGUAUUGAGGUUAUAACAUCAAAAUUGCACGACAAUGGCAAGGCUGCACUUCCGCUUGAGCAUAAGGAGCGGAUUAUGGGUGUGCUCGUACAAUACCCAGAUGUAAAUGGCACGCUCGUUGACUGGGCACCGCUUGCAAAGGAAGUGAAAGAACUGGGCGGCCUAUUGAUCGCUGCCACUGACCUCUUGGCAUUGACGAUGAUUAAGUCGCCUGGUGAGUGGGGCGCGGAUGUUGCCGUUGGUAAUGCUGGUCGUUUUGGCGUCCCUCCCGGCUAUGGUGGGCCCCAAGCGGGCUUCUUUGCCGCAUCGGAUGCGAUCAAGCGUCGUAUGCCUGGUCGUUUGAUCGGCGUAAGCCGCGAUGCCGAUGGUCGUCCUGCGUAUCGCUUGUCUCUCCAAACACGAGAACAACAUAUCCGUCGUGAGAAAGCCACAUCGAACAUUUGCACAGCUCAAGCUCUCUUGGCGAAUAUGUCGGCCAUGUAUGCCGUGUAUCAUGGACCUCGAGGUUUGCGUCGGAUUGCGGCCAAGGUCCAUGCGUUGACCAUCGUACUCAAAAAGCAGCUUGAGCAACUUGGUGCAAAGGUUGUGAAUCGGGACGGCGCUUUUUUCGAUACUCUUACAAUCGAAGCGCCAGCAUCGAAGGUCCACAAGGAAGCUGCAGCAAAGCGCAUCAACCUACGCCGGAUCUCUGAUGAUCAUGUCGGUGUAACACUGGACGAGACAGUAAGCGUGGAAGAUAUGACUGAUGUGAUUAACUCCUUUGCUCGUGCAAUGUCGAAACCAGAGAUUGCCGCUCAAGACCUAGUCGCGUCUACCAUGGAGCAGGGUCUUUCAGCGGAGUCGCUCGAUUCACUCUCUUUUGAUGCGAACUUUGCGCGCACAUCGCCGUAUCUAACACAACCUGUCUUUAAUUCGCACCAUUCGGAAACUGCAUUGUUGCGAUACAUACACUCGUUACAGAACAAAGACCUAUCGCUUGUCCAUGCUAUGAUUCCUCUCGGCUCGUGUACGAUGAAGCUGAAUAGCACGUCGAGCAUGAAUAUGUUGUCGUUCCCCGAGUAUCACGCAAUCCAUCCAUUUGUGCCUCUAGACCAGGUUCAGGGAUACCAGACAUUGAUCAAAGAACUCGAGGAUGAUCUUGCUAAGCUAACGGGCUUUGCAGCGGUAUCACUGCAGCCGAACUCUGGUGCACAGGGUGAAUUUGCCGGUCUCUCCGUGAUUCGUGCCUACUUUGAUGCUCAGGGUCAGCAGCACCGACAUGUAUGCUUGAUUCCGACUAGUGCACAUGGAACAAACCCCGCUUCAGCUGUCAUGGCAGGUAUGAAAGUUGUAUCGGUCAAGACGUUGCCCGAUGGAACGAUCGACUUGGAUGAUCUGCGUGAAAAGGCUGAGAAGCACAAGGAUGUUUUGGCUGCAAGUAUGAUCACAGAGCCUGGUACCACUGGUAUUUACUUCCCAAAAAUCAAAGAAGCCAUCAGUAUUGUCCACGAGUUUGGUGGUCAGGUGUAUCUUGAUGGUGCAAACCUACAGGCACAGGUUGGUGUCACUAAUCCAGUUGUGAUGGGCGCAGAUGUCACCCAUCUCAAUUUGCACAAGACCUUUAGUAUUCCGCACGGUGGUGGUGGUCCUGGAGUGGGACCCAUUGGUGUCAAAGCUCAUCUUGCGCCCUACUUACCAGGUCAUCCUGUCGUCAAGACAGGUGGCGAGAAUGCCAUUGAGCCUGUUUCUGCUGCACCAUGGGGUUCAGCAUCGAUCUUGACGAUUGCGUGGGCUUAUAUACGUAUGCUAGGUUGGCAUGGCAUCCGGACUUCUACCGUCAUGGCACUCCUAAAUGCCAACUAUGUCAAGGAGCGGAUCCAGCACAAGUACAAAGUCAAAUAUGUCGGAAAACACGGCAAUGUCGCCCAUGAAUUGCUCGUGGAUGUUGCAGAAUUCCAACAGUGCGGUGUACAGGUAAUGGAUGUUGCUAAACGUCUUAUUGAUUAUGGUUUCCACCCCCCUACCUGUUCGUGGCCUAUUUCCACUGGUCUUUUGAUCGAGAUCACAGAAAGUGAACCAUUUGAGGAGAUCGAGCGUCUUGUUGACGCCCUCCUGCAUAUCGCUGAUGAGGUGCAAGAAAUCAGCGAGGGCAAGCAGCCCAAGGAUAUCAACCUACUCAAGAUGGCGCCACACAACCAUUGA
This is a messenger RNA of Malassezia globosa CBS 7966, 2781 nucleotides long. RefSeq lists its product as uncharacterized. The transcript has a single exon. The coding region runs from base 1 to 2781 and encodes 926 amino acids. Gene Ontology annotation, biological process: glycine decarboxylation via glycine cleavage system. Gene Ontology annotation, cellular component: mitochondrion; glycine cleavage complex. The record is from RefSeq and is a predicted model, not a curated record. Gene Ontology annotation, molecular function: pyridoxal phosphate binding; glycine dehydrogenase (decarboxylating) activity; glycine binding. Lineage: Eukaryota; Fungi; Basidiomycota; Malasseziomycetes; Malasseziales; Malasseziaceae.